Messenger RNA from Penicillium odoratum, 1557 nucleotides. RefSeq lists its product as uncharacterized. Bases 1 to 1557 code for a protein of 518 amino acids. Gene Ontology annotation, molecular function: FAD binding. Lineage: Eukaryota; Fungi; Ascomycota; Eurotiomycetes; Eurotiales; Aspergillaceae. The record is from RefSeq and is a predicted model, not a curated record. The transcript has a single exon.
AUGUCGACAAACCCAACUCCAAUCUACGAUGUCCUCAUAUCAGGCGCAGGCCCGGUAGGCCUUCUACUCGCUACCGAACUCAAGCUCCAAUCCCCGGAAGCUCGAAUUCUAGUCCUCGAGCGCAGAACAACACCCGAUACAGCCAUAAAAGCAGGCGGUAUCAACACUGCUUCCGUUGAAAUGCUUGAGCGCCGUGGACUUCUUCCCGCUAUUCAGUCCGUGAGCGCGGCAUACCUCGGCCCGGAUAGGGGAGUUGGUGGAAAGAAAACAGGCUAUGCAGGGUCUGUUGGUCAUUUCGGCGGGAUUCAUGUUCCUGCGGCUCCUGUUGAUAUGGAGGAUGUGUUGUUGAAAGGGCGCGGGAGGAAUGGGUGGUAUAUGAUGCUGGCACAGCUUGAUUUGGAGAGAAUUCUUAAUGACAGGGCCUUGGAGUUGGGGGUUUGUAUUCGGAGAGGGGUGGAAGUUACGGGGCUGAAGGCCGAUGGGGCAGGCGUGACUGUGAAGAUUGAUAGAGACGAAGGGGAACAGGAAAAGGAAGUGCGUGGACACUGGCUUGUUGGCUGUGAUGGGGGACACAGUACUGUGCGCCGGCUGGCAGGCUUUGACUUCCCAGGUACAGAUCCCCAAAUCACGGGCCGUGCAGCUACUGUUGAGAUAGAGGGGGCAGAGGAUCUGGGACAGGGAUGGCAGUACACGAUCCAGGGUGUGUAUGUGUGCGGCCCAAUGCCGGGACGAGUACGCACGGUUGAAUUUGAUGGCCCACCUGCGGACAAGGAUGCGCCUGUUACAGCACACGAGAUGGAGAGCAGUCUGCGGCGGGUUAGUGGUGUUGAAGGGAUUCGCAUCUCGAGUGUCAGUGGUGGAAUGCGAUUCACAAAUAAUGCGCGCCAGGCUAGUACCUAUCGGCGUGGAAGAGUGUUUCUCUGUGGAGAUGCGGCGCAUGUGCACUCGCCAUUCAGUGGACAGGGACUGAAUCUGGGUCUUGGAGAUGCUGUCAAUCUGGGCUGGAAGCUGAGUGCUGUGAUGCAGGGGUGGGGCACUGAUGAUCUGCUUGAUACAUACAUGAGUGAGCGUCAUCCUAUUGGUGUUCGGGUCUUGGAUUGGACGAGGGCGCAAGUUGCUGUAAUGCGUGGCGAUCCCGAUUCUUCUGCAUUGAGGGGUGUUAUGACUGAUUUUCUGGGAACGAGGGAUGGUGCGACGCAUUAUGUGAAGCAGAUAUCGGGUUUGUGGCCGCAGUAUGAAUUGGGUGGUAGAUCUCCACUCGUUGGAAUGACUAUGCCUGUUAUACAGUUGGAUGAUGGCACGCUGCUCGCUGAUCAUGCUCAUGAUGGUCGCAGUUUGCUGCUUGUUCUAGCAGAGAAUGAAAAGCUUGUAGGCCUGGCAGAGAGAUGGGCUGGGCGUCUAAAGUUGAUUCAAGGACGGUCAGGUAUUGCUGGGAUCGAUAGCCUGCUAAUACGUCCUGAUGGCAUUGUAGCUUGGGUUGCUACUGGUGGUGUUGGUGAUAUCGAAGGACUCGAGGCUGCUUUAGUUCGUUGGCUAGGGUAUAGUGAGCCAAUCUAA